Molecule: messenger RNA, 798 nt
Organism: Cladocopium goreaui
Lineage: Eukaryota; Dinophyceae; Suessiales; Symbiodiniaceae
Source: the annotation of a GenBank genome assembly
UUCCUGUAGUUUUUUUGGUUUAAGUUGUUUUUGUGUGGGUGUGGGUUGUGGGUCCAAUCAUGCCGUCCAUGUUGUUUUAUGCAGAUGAGGUGGGUCGAUAUUUUUUUGUGGCAAUAUUGUUUGUGGCAUAAUUUGUGCAAGAGGAGAAACGAAUGUGUUCCGUCUUGAAAGUGCGUGUUUGACAGGUUGGCAUAUGUUCCUGUGUCAAUUUUUUUGGGCACAUUUUUUCAGGUGAAAUAUUGCGAAGCGCCUUUCACCAAAGUGAAACUGGGAUUCAACAAAAAUGCUGGUGCCCUCAAUAUGAUCCACUCGCCGCUUGAUGCGGCUUUGGAACUGGUGUCCGACAUCGCAGGCCUUCAGAUCACUGUGGAUGGUCAGACCUGUGCGAUCGGUGGAAAGGUGAAAGCCACGUUUGCGGAUGAGGCCCUCGCGAUGAAGUUUGCAGAACAUUUGAGGGGAACUCCAAUGGAAUCGACAGAAGAGGCACAGCUUGAAGCAGCACCCAGCACUCCGAAACGACGUCCUUCAAAGAUGGGGAUGGACAUCACACCUCCUCGCUGCGUUCGACCCAGACGGACCGUGCUGGAGGAGGACGAGUGCAAGAUUGCAAAGGCCGAUAUGUGAGUGCUGAGUGCCUGUUUUUUUUCGAUGGGGCUAUUACUGGUUUCACUCAGUUGCUGUGCCGCAGCUGGGAGAGUGUGACUUAGCCGACUUAGCCAAUGUGAAUUGGUGUCUGGGGAAGCACUGCAACAGGCAAUGCGAACAGACCCGUGGUGUGAGCAGCGAGUGUGGAGAAAA